This is a messenger RNA of Melanaphis sacchari, 901 nucleotides long. RefSeq names its product receptor expression-enhancing protein 5-like. The record is from RefSeq and is a predicted model, not a curated record. Bases 355 to 900 code for a protein of 181 amino acids. Lineage: Eukaryota; Metazoa; Arthropoda; Insecta; Hemiptera; Aphididae. The transcript has 5 exons.
UGUUGCAACUCGCUCGUUUUUUCAAGGUUAUUAAAAGUGGUUACGGUAUUAUAUAUUAUAUACCAGUCUAUCUACCAUCAUUAUCGCUAGACGUCUAUGCUGGAUAGAUAUAUAAGUUAUAACACAACUUUAUUAUAGUGAUUGCAAAUUGGUAAUUAUAGAUAUAUAUAUAUUUCUAUAGUGAAUACUGAAUACUGAAUAGUGUCCAACUGUCCACUGUUUUAUUUCGAGAUUCAAGACGGUGCUACAAACAUAGAUCUUAGUGUUUCGUGUUCGCCCGUCGCCGUCCGGGUUUUUCAACUAUACCAGACUAGCCGCCGGGGUUUAAACUUUUUUUAGUAUCAACAUUUUAAAAUGGCAAUUCAACUUGAAACAGCUAAAUCAGCCAUUAAAGAUUCAUUAUACGAUGAGUCUAAGCCUUGGUGUAAAUUUUUCAGUUGGGCUGAAGCACAAACAGGAGUCAGUAGACUGAAUUUAUUUAUUGGUUUAGCAGUGUUUCUUGUAUUCUACUUAAUAAUUGGAUAUGGUACCGUAUUGUUAAGUAAUUUGAUCGGCUUCUUAUACCCAGCAUACGCAUCUAUUAAAGCAGUUGAAUCUAGUGGCAAAGAUGAUGACACAAAAUGGUUAACAUACUGGGUGGUAUUUUCAUUCAUUACUCUUAUUGAACUCCCAGCUUCGAUUUUACUUAGUUGGAUACCAUUUUAUUCUUUAAUAAAAACAAUUUUCUUUGUGUGGUGUUUUAUACCAAUCAGUAAUAAUGGUUCUGUGGUUGUAUAUAAUAAAUUUAUACGUCCAAACUUCUUAAAACAUCAAGGAGAUAUUGAUCAAACCGUAAAUGAUCUUACUAAAAAAGCUACUGAAGCGGCAUUUGAGAAAUUAGUCACUGAAAAAAUCAAUUAAA